CGGGCGGUGGAGGUGAGCAGAUUAUGACUACUUCAAUUCCGUUUACAGAGUGAGAAGAUUAUUAUCAAUUCCUGGUUAUCAUGGCUCAAGACAGGUGGGGAUGGAUGGCAUGGCAUGGCUGUUUCUACUCUUGUGGAAUGGUCCCAUCCAGCCUUGUCUACCAUGCAUGUCCCCCCACCCAUGAUUUUAUUCCAAUUUCCAACUCAUCACUCAACUUACCCACUUACUCUUACAUGUACUCAUGACGCUGCACACCACUGCGACAUGAAAUCUUGAAUAGCCGACAAUCUCCCCCCUCCUCUCAGUAACAGACAGGUUGUGUGUGAUGUGUUGCUGCUUCUAAACGAGAUGCGUUGAUAUUCCAGCCCUCCCCCUCCGAAUAUCGAUAGUCUUUCACCAUCUCCUCCCGGGGAUAGUGUCGCUUAUUGUCCAUCUAUCUAUAUUCGACUCUCGCCAAUCACCGCCAAGAUGGACAUGGACAUGUCAAUGUCGGGCAUGGGCCACAUGUCCAUGGGGGCUGGCGUGCCCGGUUUCUUCUAUCUCCAGAAAAUGUACUGGGUGGUCAUAGGCAGUGCGAUCGCCGCAGGUACCGUGGUGAAUCUGCUCAACCGCUACCUCGCCUACCAAAGACUUCGGGAUACCUCCCUCACUCCGUCCAAGCCCAAGUCACUAUUCUUCAACACAUAUGCCACUCUCACGGCAAUUGUCCGCGAGGCAAGUUAUGCGACGCUGCCUCCCGUAUCGAUCCGCAGCCAUACCUUCCACUUCGCGCCAUUGGGGCCAGUGGCUGUUGUUUUGGCUAAUCUGGUUGUCGUACUUGUCUUCUGCUUCUACAAGCUGGAUACCACGGAUCAAUGGAGCUGGGAGGAUGUGGGCUACCGGACCGGAUUCGUUGCCAUCGCGCAGUUGCCCCUGAUCUUCCUGCUAGCCGGGAGGCAGAAUCUCAUCGGUGCCCUGGUAGGCAUGAGCUACGAACGGCUGAAUUGGUAUCAUCGCUGGGUGGCCCGAACGCUCUGGCUGACGGCCACGAUCCACAUGGCCUUCUGGUUCCGCGACUGGGGUCGCUACAACUAUAUCUCCUACGAAAUCAAGAACUACCCAUUGAUUGCUCGAGGACUAGCCGCGUGGGUCAUUUUGACCUGGAUUGUGAUCACCUCCGCCGCCCCGAUCCGGAGGUUUGGAUAUGAGUUCUUUGUCCUGCAACAUCUGGUCACGUUUGUUGGUUUCAUCGCGGCCGUCUGGCUGCAUGCACCGGCGGAGGUCAAGGUCUGGGUCUGGAUUCCGAUAGGGUUCCUCGUCUUCGAUCGCGUGGCGCGCUAUAUCUGGGCCACAUAUAUCAAUCUGUCGAUCUUCCAUCGCUCGAAAUCUCCAAGCCAUGCCCUCUGGGCCAACAGAGCGACUUUCACGCCUCUACCGGGCAACGUCACGCGCGUCACGAUUGAGAAUCCCGGGGUUAGCUGGAAGCCAGGCCAACAUGUCUUUCUCACAUGCCAUUCGAUCGCUCCGCUCCAAAGCCACCCUUUCACCAUCGCAUCUAUCACUGAAGAUAACAAGCUCGAAGUCUUCGUCCGCGCCGAGAAAGGGGGAACCCGUCGGUUCUUCCGCUACGCGUCGAAGCGCCACCAUGUGCUUGGGACCGGAGAGACCGCAUCCACUAAACAGACGCGAACGGUCUUCCUUGAAGGGCCGUAUGGUCAGAUGAGGCCGCUGCAGCAGUUCGACAGUGUCAUCCUCCUAGCGGGCGGGAUGGGCGUGACCUAUACCAUCCCGUGCUUGCGAGACAUUGUGGCCAAAUGGAAGAAAGACUGCGCUCAACGUGACGCUUCGCCCAGGCACCUCGCGGCCACCAAGCGAAUCCGAUUCGUGUUGGUGAUCAAAUCACGCACCCAGCUCAGCUGGUUUGAGAGCCAGCUGCAGUCCGUCCUGGCCGACGCGGAAGAGUGCCAACGUGCCAACGCCGACCUCAUCCGCGAGAUCGAGUUGAGCAUCUACAUCACCUGCGACGAGAAGCUGGAGCAGCCGACGCAAGCCACCCUCUGCGCACAGACGCCUUCCACCGCCGUGGCCCAGUCCCGCUCAUCCAUGGAAACGACCGACGAGAAAUACACCGAGAAGAUCGUGGAAAAGGAUGCUCUCUCUACCAAUGACACCGGCUGUCUACCCGGCGGAGGCUGCUGCUGCACGGCAGCCAUCGAGGAUGAAGAUAUGAUCACAAGCAAGUGUACCUGCUCGGGACACGCCGCGACAGCUGCUGCACCGUCAGGGUCCGAGAAAGCCGCGGGCCCGCCAGGAUCCCCGGAUACGAAACCGGCACCCACCACCCGCCCCCUCACGAUUCUGUCUGGUCGGCCUCAGGUCCGGACUAUUAUCCGCAAGGUCCUCGAGCGGGCGGAGGGGGAGAGCGCCGUGGUGGUCUGUGGGCCGCAGGGGCUGUCGGACGAUACGCGGCGCAGCGUGGUGUCGCUGAGCGACGAGCGAGCCGUGCACAAGGGGACUGGCGCCCAGGGGAUAUAUUUGCAUAUAGAGCAAUUUGGGUGGUAGAGCAUUUUUGGUGGUAAAUGAUGUAUAUACGAUAAUGAUAGAUACCAUGAUUGUUUGUUGAUAUGUUGAAGCGCAGGAUAUUUGGCUUCCCGCAAGUACUCUGAAGAAAAACAAUGGCCAGUGGGACUACAGGUGCAGCUCUCUACUAGCACUAGCUAUUCGCAGAGCCAAUACCCGGAGGUUACCACCAGAACUCUCAAUGCAAAUAAACAAGGCCUAGAAUAUAAGAACCAAACAAUGCAAAUGCAAAUGCAAACGCAACAAUCAAUUGUAUGAGUAUCAAUCACAGCCAUCGAUCGUGGUAAAGAUGACUCAGUCCCCC
Messenger RNA from Aspergillus aculeatus ATCC 16872, 2863 nucleotides. RefSeq names its product ferric reductase family protein. The transcript has 2 exons. The record is from RefSeq and is a predicted model, not a curated record. Gene Ontology annotation, cellular component: plasma membrane. NCBI's taxonomy places the organism in Eukaryota, Fungi, Ascomycota, Eurotiomycetes, Eurotiales, Aspergillaceae. Gene Ontology annotation, biological process: iron ion transport; copper ion import; intracellular iron ion homeostasis. Gene Ontology annotation, molecular function: ferric-chelate reductase activity. The coding region runs from base 469 to 2541 and encodes 690 amino acids.